This is a messenger RNA of Cornus florida, 1949 nucleotides long. Its product is annotated as putative ALA-interacting subunit 2. Bases 298 to 1347 code for a protein of 349 amino acids. Gene Ontology annotation, cellular component: endoplasmic reticulum; Golgi apparatus; plasma membrane. NCBI's taxonomy places the organism in Eukaryota, Viridiplantae, Streptophyta, Magnoliopsida, Cornales, Cornaceae. The transcript is spliced from 11 exons. The record is from RefSeq and is a predicted model, not a curated record.
UAACAAAUACGCAUACCAUGCAAAUUAGCAUCACCUGCAUAGAAAGUGUUCACCGUGCGCCUGCGUUUACAGUCCAAAGUUUCCGUUACUUCACCUUUCUCCUUUUCCUUUUCCUUUUCCUUUCCCUUUCCUUUCCUUUCCUCCAACGGAAGCAACUAGUCACAUGGUCUCGAAUCACAAACCCUAAUCACUCCAUCUUCGAAUCUCUCCCUCUUACAUCCUCAAAGAUUGAAGGCUUGGGUUUACAGGGUUAGUGUAGCUGUGGGUUCAUUCUUUUGGAUUGAGAAUUCAGAUUAGAUGGAUGUGGAUGGUGGUAGCACCUCAACAAUUGUUAUAGAAGAAACUCGAUCAAUUCCAAUUCUUUCAGGGCGACCGAAAACUAUAUAUCAGUUUACCCAACAAAGUCUCCCAGCUUGUAAACCUGUUCUAACACCAUCAUGGGUCAUUACAACAUUUUUUUUGAUGGGUGCCAUUUUUAUUCCUGUUGGGCUUGUUUCUCUUCAUGCUUCACAGAGCGUUGUGGAAAUUGUGGACAGAUAUGAUAUUGAGUGUAUACCGGAGUCUUUUAAAAGUAACAAGCUGGCAUAUAUCAAAGAUAAUUCAAUUCCGAAAAAUUGUUCCCGAUUCCUAAAGGUGAACAAACACAUGAAAGCUCCAAUUUACAUCUACUAUCAGCUUGAUAACUACUACCACAACCACCGACGGUAUGUCAAAAAUAGAAGUGAUCAGCAGCUCUUGCAUGGUUUGAAGUACAAUGACACAAGUUCCUGUAGACCUGAAGAAUUGAACAACGGGCUCCCGGUUGUACCUUGUGGUUUGAUUGCAUGGAGUUUGUUUAAUGACACGUUUACCUUCUCUCGUGGAACAGAGGAAUUAAAGGUUAACAGGAAGAACAUUGCAUGGAAGAGUGACCGAGAUCACAAAUUUGGGAAGCGAGUUUAUCCCUUCAAUUUCCAAAAUGGGACCUUGGUUGGCGGUGGGAAUCUUAAUCCAAGUAUUCCUUUAAGCGAUCAAGAGGAUCUUAUUGUAUGGAUGCGUACUGCUGCUCUCCCUACCUUCCGUAAGUUGUAUGGAAGAAUUGAAGAGGAUCUAGAUGCUGAUGAUGUUGUUGUAGUACAUCUCUUGAACAACUACAACACUUACAGUUUUGGUGGGAAGAAAAAGCUUGUUCUUUCAACAUCUGGUUGGUUGGGAGGAAAGAAUAACUUCCUUGGGAUGGCCUACAUUUUUGUUGGUUCUUCCUCUAUAUUCAUCUCCGUAGUCUUCAUAUUGCUUCAUGUGAGGAAUCCAAGGCCUUACGGUGACACAACCAUUAUAGCUUGGAACUGGAAAGGCAUUUCUACUUGAAAGGGCAAGCAUGAUAUUUUGGAGCCACUAGCCGGAGGCAUCAACACUGAGCUCCUUGAAAUGCUUUGAGUCGCCCAGGCAGUUUAAUUCUCAAGUUUGUAAAUUCCGAGUUGUAUACAUCCCACAAUGUGUUUGACGAUGUAUUUACAUAGUGCUUUCCUGUAAACCAGAAAGAGAAAUACCAUGCAGAGAGAGAAUCCCUACACCAGAUGGAUCUCCGGAAUAGCUUUCAAGUUGCUUAACAUUUCUACUGUGAAAGUAGCUUCGGCAAGACUGGCAAAUGGCCACUAUGCAGAUUUGAACCCCCACCCUUCACAUUUGAAGGUGUUUCUUUUUAAAAAAAAAAAUUUGAAAUGUGAAUAUGCCAGAUAUUGUAGUACAGUCCUAAAGAAGGGAUGAAACUGGGGACCCAAUUUUUAUUUUUUAUUUUUUUAUUUUUGACAGAUGGAUUUGAACGAUGUAAUUACUCAUUCAGAGGAAGAGACUGCCUCUAAACAUGAUUGUUAACUACUUCAACUUGUUCCGUUGAUGGUUGCCUUCUUCUGGCAUAAAUAAUUCAAGGAGUAGGGAUCUGAUCUUUCAGUGUUGACUUUAACCAGAAA